UGUUCAUGAAUAUUUUCUACCUUGAAGAAUAUCUCAAAUAACUAUGAUCUCACUCUUAUAAUAUAUCUGGUGUUAAUUUAAGUUAAGAAAGUGUAUGAGUAUAUCAAAAUGCAACAAUCCCCGUUUGAAAACAUUUUCAACAUAAUUGGCGGGCUAUCAGAAGGAAAUGAGAAGCCCAUGAAACAUGGUUUCUAUAACGCGUUUGCUCUGUUCAUUCUAACUAUAUGUUGUGCUGCAGUUUAUGUGCUGUUUCUUAUACUAGAACCUUUCUUCAAACCCUUAUUUUGGGCACUUUUAGUGGGGUCGUUGCUACACCCAUUUAAAUAUAAAUUGUCCAAGAAGCUAAAGUCGUGGUUUGAAGAUUUAGAGAAAUGUAACAAAUCUGUGAUAUUUGGGUUAAUGUUUUUACCCAUAAAUGUUGUUAAUUUUGCUUCCGAUACUGUUGGGCAUCAGUUCAUAGAACAUUAUAAGACUGUGAUUGGGUUACUCUCUGCAAUAUUUGUUUUACCUUGGCUCUACAAUGCCAUUCCCCGCAGCUUGGUCUGCAUAUUCUGGCAACUGAGCAGUUUUAUUGGCUUCUCAACUACAAAGCUCAUCGGAUUUUGCAGCUCAUACAUUACUCUGACCAUAGCUCUAGCUUAUUUAAUAAGCAUAUGCACAUUAUGGAAGCCGGAACGAUCUGGCAUGUUUAAAGCAUCAUCUCAAUUCCUCUGGCUUGUUAUAACAAGUUUCUUGGCCAGUCUGACUGGGUCUCUGCAAGUCUACACAUUUGUACUGCUGCAGGGGCUAUGUGUUGGCGGAUUUGCGCUGGAAGUGAUUGAUGUUCAUAAAGAGUUGUUAGCGAGAGAUCCUGAGACAUCAGCUAUAGUCGCAAUCCAAAAAGUCCUCACCAACGGACACUGUCAAAAUGAGAUCAAGCAAGAUGAAAAGUCGGAACAGAGCGCUAGCGAGCAGGAAUCGACACCCGAAAAAGAAACCCCAUCUCCCGCCACCCCUGACGCCGCAGCCAAACGGGGAAGCUGGGCAGAAAGCGACCAAAUACACAGCUCGCCUCGCCACGCCAAGAUGCUGUACAAAACCCGAACUCUAUCCGCCUUACCACUAUCGAAUACGAAACCGAAAUCCGCCUUCGAAAAUCGACUCAUCGCAUCAUUCAAACAAAGAUCGAUGGACGAAAAUUACUUGAAAAACAAUUUCAACAGUGACGACGAAACUGCCUUGUAUUUUAAACUACUUUUCUUUGGAUGCCUGUGCAUGCUUGUAUGGAAACAUAUCUGGCUGCUGCCAGUGAUGCUGUUCUUUUUAGCUAUUCAUGUUUUGAAGAGACUGUUGGACUUCUUUGGAGUUUGGCUGUUCUGCGAGAAUCAUUAUAAUAAUUUCAUGGGCAAAGUCAAGAAUUGGUGGUCUGACAGACAAUCAGCAGCUGUACCAGCACACAUUCGUGGAAUCCGCAAAAUCUUCUCUAGUCUAAACAAGAACAUAAGAGACAUGGCCUAUAGUUCUGUGGACACUGUCUCUACUUGUAUCGUCAUCAUCGGCCUUAUAACGUUUCUCAUCGUCGCCACUAUCUUCAUUUGUAUUCAGAUAUACUCAGAGGCAAUAGUGGUGGUCCAACUGAGCGGCAGCCUUCUGAACAGCACUUUCGUACAGAACAGCGAACUGCACGCCUACCUUCCCGAGGGCUGGGAGGAGAAACUAGAUUCCUUGAUCGACAACGCUUAUACCUAUGGAAAGGAGGGCAUUUCUGCUGGCGUAAAAAACAUCCUCAAAGAAGGUGACCCGGACAAGAUCGCCCGCGUAGAGGAGCAAAUCCUCCAGCUAUGGGAGCGCGUGUACCAGAGCUGGGUGUCGGGGCAGUUCGGGCCGCAGAUCGGGCCCGCGGUCAACGGCGCCGCGGUGCAGGACUCGUGGGACAGCUUCGUGCACGACAUGUCCAACACGCCCGGUAUGUUCGACUACUCCGGCAUCGUGGCAUGGGUGCAAGCCAACGUUGGUACGCUGAGCGCAAUAGCUACCAGCAUUUGGGCGCCGCUGGCCAGUAAUGUAUCUUUGCUGGCCGGGUCGAUUGGCGCGUUUACGUCGCUACUGCUCUCUGGGGGAGGCGCUGUCAUCAACAUGUUUAUUAACUUGGUGGUGUUCUUCACAACACUGUUCUACUUGCUGGCAUGCAGCAACGCCUUCUACAAACCAGUGGAGGUCAUCACCCAAGUUCAGCCCAACUUCGGCCCUCGGCUGGGCAUAGCUUUAUCUGUCGCUAUCAAUCAGGUGUUUAGAGCGUCAUUCAAGAUGGCGCUGUUUUAUGGGCUGUGGACGUGGCUGGUGCACAAUCUGUUCGGAGCCAAAGUUGUCUACUUACCUUCAGUGUUAGCGGCAGUUCUGGGCGCGGCUCCAUUCCUCGGGCCGUACUUGGCCGGCAUCCCGGCCGCGCUGGACGUGUGGCUGCAAGGCAGGCCGAUGGCAGCCAUCAUGCUGCCUAUAGCCCAGGCUGCGCCUAUCGCCUUCCUCGACGCAGCCGUCUACGCUGAGAUCAAAGACGGUGGACACCCAUACGUCACGGGUCUAGCCAUAGCGGGUGGUAUAUUCUACCUCGGUCCCGAGGGGGCGAUUCUUGGCCCCUUACUACUCUGCUGCCUCAUGGUAGUCCUGAACCUUUCCUCUGCCUUCCUACGAGAUACGCCCUUGGAAGAGCGUGCCGCGUUGCAUUCGCGUGUCAGUGUACCAAAGUGGUUGGCGAACGAGAAAUUGUCUCAACUUGUUUUUUCUAUGAUGGUCAAAAGGUUAAACAAGGCUCGGUGCUUUUCUCUGACGGGCAUGCAUGGACUACUAACACUCGGUCGGUCCCCAACUGAUAUGUCAAUUAAUAAGCCAACCAAUGUAUGGUAUCAUAAGUAAUAACUAUGCAUUCUUCGCUAAAAUGAACUAAACAAACGAUGUAAUAGGAAAGCUUAGGAGCCUGAAUACAGUGUCACGGGACUUAACCCUAACUUUCAUUGAUUCAGAAACAUAUAUUAUUGGAAACUUUUAAUAUAUACCCCUUAUUCAUAAACGGUCACUAAAGUUAUCAAGCCUAUAAAAAUCGUUUGUCCCUUUCUAUCACACUAAUACAUCGGAAAAGGACAAACGAUUUUUAUCGGCUUCAUAACUUUAGUGAACGUUUAUUAAUAAGGGCGAUGUCUGUGCACUAAAAACCCGUUUCCUCACUUCUUUAAAGGCUGUUGAACAUUAUUGUCACUAUAAUAGAGUGACUAUAGAGUAAAAGAAUGUUCCAAAUUAAAAUAUAUACCUAGUAUGUUAUAAUGUUUAUAAUAGUAAAAUGGUUCUGAUUUAGGGUUCCAAGUUGUGAUAUCAUUUAAAAAUAUGUAUUUAAUAUUCAUUUUUCCUUUAUUUAUAGUAUCAUUCCGUAUACCUAAUACUGAUAUCAUACUUACGUGAUAGCACAGCGAUAGUAAGCGGUCAUAUACACCUUUUAUUUUAUGAAACAAACUACCUAUUCAUACUAGUAGAAUUUAUGUUAUUCUAUGAAAAAUUCUAAUAACACAUAACAAUAUACGGAUUGUGUGGAAACAAGGGAUCCGGUUUAAUGUUAUUUUUGAUACUAAACAUGUUGGUAUUUAUUUAGAAUCUCUUAUUCAUGAGAAUCGUAAGUAUAUUACAGAGAUUAUUAUCGUUUAUCGUAUUCCAUUGUAUGUAGAGCUUAUAAGUGUUGUACGGUCAACCAAUUGGAACCCUAGGCCACUGUAGAACUAUGUCAUAGUGACGUCAUAAAUCAGAUUGUAAGAAGUAUCUUACUGCUUGUCCUUUUGACAAGGUUGUAGAGUGUUCAAUUGAUUGACUGUACUUGCUUCAGUGGAUGCACAGAAAUGUCUUGUUAUGUCUUUUUAAUAUAAUACAGCAAGUAUAAAUGUUGUGAUGUCCUGAUUUUGAUAUCGAAAUGAAAAUUGACAUAUAGUUAAUUGUAAUCAUGCUCAGUUUUAGGCGUUGCAUGCAUUAACAUUACUUAAAUUGAAUAACAUUGUUUACUAGUCCAAGCAUUUAACUUUAUAAAUAAUGGCCUAGAAAAAUCUAUUUCAGUUCCUUGUAAACUAUAACCCGAAUAAUGGUUUUGUUGGAAUACCGCAAAAACAACAAUAUAAGUAAAAUUAUCAAUAGAAGUAACAUUUUCAGGAUAAUGUUCAAAUUAGAUUGUACUUUUGUACCUAAGAGUCUUGCAGUGAAUAACCGUAUCCACUUUUUAUACCUUUAUACCUAAGGUACAGCGGGACAAAUCUCGACUGGGGGGUCAAAUGUAACUAGUCCAUUUUUUCCAUGUUCUACAAUUCCAAUAAGGUCUAGUUUACCCUUCGGGUUGAAAUGUCAGAUAC
This is a messenger RNA of Leguminivora glycinivorella, 4361 nucleotides long. Its product is annotated as transmembrane protein 245. NCBI's taxonomy places the organism in Eukaryota, Metazoa, Arthropoda, Insecta, Lepidoptera, Tortricidae. The coding region runs from base 109 to 2892 and encodes 927 amino acids. The transcript is spliced from 14 exons. The record is from RefSeq and is a predicted model, not a curated record.